This is a messenger RNA of Drosophila persimilis, 815 nucleotides long. RefSeq names its product DNA replication complex GINS protein SLD5 (gene Sld5). The transcript has 3 exons. Gene Ontology annotation, biological process: DNA-templated DNA replication; double-strand break repair via break-induced replication. NCBI's taxonomy places the organism in Eukaryota, Metazoa, Arthropoda, Insecta, Diptera, Drosophilidae. Gene Ontology annotation, cellular component: GINS complex. The coding region runs from base 43 to 738 and encodes 231 amino acids. The record is from RefSeq and is a predicted model, not a curated record.
AAAAGUUGGGAAAUAAGUAAACAGAAAAAAAGCCGGAAAGUCAUGUCGGAUGACGAGAUUACAGCCGAUCUUCAAGCGGAGAAUGAUGUUGACGCUGCGGCUGCCUUGGCCAAUGAUGACGAGGAAGAUGAUGACGAUGUAGAGCAAAUAACGGCACAAAAGGUGCUCGAGAUUCUGGAGACUGCUUGGAUCAAUGAAAUGUGUGCCCCCGAAAUACUGCCCAACCAGACCGACAUGCUGGAGCUGAUGGUCUCCCAGGUGUCUCAUAUGGAGGAGCAGAUGAGGGACUUGGACAAGAACGACUUCCGAGCUGUGGUGCACAGUAUGGAGCUGGAACGUGUACGCUACAUCAUGGCCAGCUACUUGAGAUGCCGCCUGCAGAAAAUCGAGACCUUCACCCAGCACAUACUUAACCAGGAGGACGCUCGAGAGCCGGACGACAAACGCCUGUCGCCGGAGGAGACGAAAUUUGCCAAGGAAUUCGCAGGACAUGUAGAUGAGUACUUCCACAAGGUGGCCACCCAGUACAUGCCCAACCAGCAGCGUGGCGAGCUCGACCAAAGGAUCGUUGUCCCCAACCUCAUGAGUCAUGUCUUUCUCAAGGCAAAUGUGGCAGUGCCGGCUGUGAUUGUGGGCGUCGACGAUGAGGAGGUGGACAUGGCGCCCGGCUCCCAACAUAUUAUUCCAUAUCAACUAGUGGCUGACUUGCUGCAGAACAACCAAGCGCAGCUUAUUUAACAGAAAACAGCAAAUGUAAAAUAGAUUAAAAAACAGAUCAAUUUGUAGACAACAAAAGUAUAUAAGAUUUCAUGCGA